This is a messenger RNA of Loa loa (African eye worm), 1069 nucleotides long. RefSeq lists its product as hypothetical. Gene Ontology annotation, cellular component: membrane. Gene Ontology annotation, biological process: potassium ion transmembrane transport. Bases 108 to 989 code for a protein of 293 amino acids. Gene Ontology annotation, molecular function: potassium channel activity; identical protein binding. The record is from RefSeq and is a predicted model, not a curated record. The transcript is spliced from 7 exons. Lineage: Eukaryota; Metazoa; Nematoda; Chromadorea; Rhabditida; Onchocercidae.
UUUCAGAUUGGUUUGUGCUAGGAGGAAGCGACGAAUAAGUGAAGGUGCCAUUGUCCUGAGCCGUACAUUGACUAUUGAAUCGACGAACUGAACGGAUACUGAAUGCAAUGUCCUUUAUGGAUUAUAUCAAGCUCGAUCAGGAAAUCCUUUCAGGUGCCGCUGGCCGUGUACAACGCCUCAGAAUGUAUCCAUACUUUGAUCUGGCACAUUACAUACUUAUGACAAUAUCAGUUCGGGAUGAUUUAGCGACUGGAGCAUCAUUGUUUUCCCGGAAACAUCCAUUGAGUUGUUGGCUUUCAUCGAUGCUGAUGUGCUUCGCAGGCAGCAUCUCGGCUAAUUUCCUCUUGGGAGAGCCAGUUAUCGCACCAUUUAAACGACACGAUGACAUUUUGCUGGCUACCAUUGUUUGGUAUUUCGUAUUCUAUUCCCCAUUCGAUAUAGUCUAUAAAGUGUCAAAACUUCUGCCAGUCAAAGUUGUUCUGUGUGUAUUGAAAGAAGUCCGAAGAACAUCCAAGGUCGUACAUGGUGUGUCGCAUGCAUCGAAGUUGUAUCCAAGUUCUUAUCUUGUACAUAUCCUCGUAGGAACAGCCAAAGGAGCCGGUUCUGGAAUCUUGCGAACAUUGGAACAGCUGGUGAGAGGCGUAUGGAUACCAGCACAUAAUGAAGUACUUCGACCGUCUUUUUCGACCAAAGCUUGUUGCGUUGCAUCAGUGAUUCUUGUACUUGACAGACAUUCCCGGUACAUCUCUGCUCCUCACGACAUCAUUUAUUUGGGUAUUGUUGGCUUCUUUGUUUAUUUCAAGUUGACCGCCGUAUUACUAAACGUUCAAGAUCCUUUCGCACCGUUCGAAAAUCUUUUUUGUGCCGUAUUUAUGGGCGGUAUUUGGGAUGCAAUGUCUCGAGCAAUUAUGGCCAGUCGAGAACGAAGAGCAGUUGGUCAAAAAGCAGAAAAUGGAGCUUUACCUACAGAACCAAAGAAGGAACAAUGAUGUUAACAAAAGUACAGUCGACCGGUAUUUCCAGAAAUAAUGGGCAGCAUUUUUAAAUGAUAAUAACUUUACUGGAUGCG